Molecule: messenger RNA, 1829 nt
Organism: Chara braunii
Lineage: Eukaryota; Viridiplantae; Streptophyta; Charophyceae; Charales; Characeae
Source: the annotation of a GenBank genome assembly
GGUGACGGGGAGUGCUGCAGCCUUUUCCGUUUCGGGCUAUCAGUGGGACGCGGUGUGUCUAUUCGCGGGCUCAGCGGGCUGCUUUCGAAACGCUCGAGUGUACCAUGGAUCUGUAUGGAGAAGGAGGGCCGUUCCGUGCAGCUGACUGAAUCUGCCAUCCGUCUUUGUUCGGAUGAUGGAAGUGCGGAGUUAGAAGCCUUUCGGGAGAGCUUGCGCAGGCAGGCCAUGCAGCGGGACUCUCAGGGGGCCGUCGCAGUGCCUGAGGGACAUCAAUCUUCCACGGAUUCCGAGGAACCGUCAACUGGUAACGCGUCGGCCGAAGGUCCUCAGCCUCCGCAUCCUGUCGUGAUGGUGGACUCGACGACUCAGCAGAGCGCCGGCAGUCCACACCACACUCCUUCCAUUUUCGGCUUGGAUGCUGGCCAUGACUUUGCCGAGCAUCCGCCAGCGAACCGUUAUCCAGCACACCUUGUUACUGCAUUCGGUGGCCAUGCACAACUACAUGGACACUCCAGCUCGACAACUGAUAACAGCGGAGUCAGUGAGGAAGUGCAUUUGUGUGGGAGUCCUACGAUGUUGGUGAACGGCAACGGGAGCAGUUCGUGCGAAGAAGAUGACUGUGCCUAUGUUGGAGAGGCAAAUGCAGCGUACACAUUUUCAGAAGAGUUCAACACGGACAUCGAAGAGAAUGGAAGUGGACAAGGGAGUGACAGCACGGGGGGGUCGGCGCAGGACAUAAAUGCAGCCACAAGCAUUGACGUGAUAGUUCGUGCGGGUGGUGACGCACAUGGUGGUGGUGACGACGGCGGUGACGACAGCGGUGACGAAGGCAGUGAUGAAGGUGCUGCGUCAGGCGGUGAGGGCGGUGGCAAUGGUAGUGUUGGCGGGGGAGGAGACUCUGGUGAUUCACCGGGCUUGUCACCGGGAGAAAAGACAAGAACAGGAAAGAGGAAGAGGAAUUGUUGGAGCGAUGAUGAGACCGUUGCCCUCAUUCGCGCUCAUGGUGACCUUCUCUGUGGCAAGGAUUUGACAUCAGAAAACAUGGGAAACGCAUUGAGCGGGAAGAAGAAAUGGCAAGCUGUGGCGGCUAUCCUUGCAAGCAAGGGAUUCACAAGAGAGUGGAAUGACUGUCAAACCAGACAUAAGAACCUGGCAGGCUGGCACCGAAGGAUCGGAGACAACGAUCGGAGGAGUGGACAACAGAGCUACUGGCGAAUGACGCCAACAGAACGGUGCGCAGAGAACCUCGGUUUCUACAUGCGCAGGGCUUGGUUCGACUUGUUUAAUGUGUACAACGCGAACAACCCGGCCAUCCACGCUGAACACGUUCACGACCCGGGCACUGAACAGGAGAAUGCUGCAAGCGCUUCUCCUCCGCCUGCUUCUCAGGAAUCUACUCCUGGUGUGACCACAGCUGCGGCUGAUCAACUGCCGGACUACACUCCUGCAUCGUCCAAGAAGAGGCGUGGUUCUCUCAACGCGCGAGAGAAGUCAAUGAAGGGCGUGGCAGCCAUGAUGGGUGAACACACUGCAACCAUCACACGACAGGGGGAGAAGAAGUGCCGCCUGUCUUCUGAGUGCACUGACAAGACGGUCGCAGCUAUGGACAGGCAGACAAAAGUGGCGAGGGAGGAGAUCAAGGCACGCAUCAAUUGCGUGGAAAAACAGAUUGAGUCCAUGGAGAGAGGGUGGGCCUUGAUUGCUGACGCGAUCAAGGCGCUCGCUGCCGCAAGGGCACCCGAGGGCCGAGGAAGAGCAUCAUGAUGCGCAUGACGUGUAUCAUCUGUCGACAACUGAUUUCUGCACACGCCACAGUUGUCAUUUCGAGU